AGAAGCUGCUAUCUUCAACUUCUUCCAUAAAUGAACAAAGCAGUUACUUUACUUUUUUGACAUUCACAGACCAAACAAACAUGGCUUCAAUUCCUCCCCCACCCUCUGACAAUAUUACUACUCAAUCUUCAUUAUUUAAAACUGCAAAUUUCACCAAAUUUUCUCUAACAUCAAAUAACCCAAAAACAUCUCUGCCUCUUCAACAACAACAACAAAAAGAUGGCCUUAUAGAAAACCUUCACUUGGUUUCGCUUUCGAAACAAGGCAAAAUCCAACAAGCACAGAAUUUCAUUAUACAAAUGAACAAAUCCGGUGUCCCCAUAACACUUGAUUCCUAUGACUGUCUGCUCAAAACAUGUACUGAUUUAAGGUUUUUGUCAGCUGGGCAUUUCAUUUUUGAUCAUUUCAGACAGAGUUCUCUUAGUUCGGUGUCUGUCCAGAACCGUGCGUUACAAAUGUACUGCGAAUGCUCGAGUUUUCUUGAUGCAUACAACCUGUUUGAUGAAAUGACUCAAAGAAAUUUGGCGUCGUGGGGUAUACUUAUAUCUGGGUACUCGAAAGCAGGUCUUGUAGAAGAAGCUGUGAAGUUGUUUUCAUCUAUGGAUACUGUUAAACCGGAUAUUUCAAUCUAUUUAGACAUUUUGCGGUCUUUAGCAGACUCGUCGAGUUUACACCUUGGUAAACAGAUGCAUUCACUUGUAAUCAAGAAUGGAUAUACUAAUAUUGCGAAAAUUGAUACGACUAUAUUAAAUAUGUACGCAAAGUGUGGGUGUUUUGAGGAUGCACGAUUAAUUUUUGAUAAAAUGGCUGAGAAGAACACUGUAGCGUGGACUUGUUUGAUGGUCGGUUACGUGCAAAUACAAAAGGGGAAACAAGUUCUAGACUUGUUUCUUGAAAUGAUAAAAGAAGGCGUUCCACUGGACGAAUAUGUGUUUUCCAUCGUCUUAAAGGCUUGUGCUUUGUUAGAGAAUUUGGCAAUCGGUCUGCAAAUUCAUGGAUACGUGUUGAAGCUCGGGAUGGCUAAUGAAGUUUCAGUUGGAACUCCUCUUGUUGACUUUUAUGUGAAAAGUGGAGCUUUAGAAUCGGCUACUCGAGCCUUCAAAAACAUAUCUGAACCAAAUGAUUUUUCUUGGAGUGCUUUACUCACUGGCUAUUCCCAAGCAGGCGAGUUUGAUGAAUGCCUCAAAAUAUUUAAGUCUUUGAAAAGUAUCAAUGCAAAGCUUAAUUCAUUCAUUUACACUACCAUUUUCCAAGCAUGCUCAGCAGUUGCAGAUAUUAGUUUUGGUGCCCAAACUCAUGGUGAUGCUAUAAAAAGAGGUCUUGUUUCGUAUUUAUACGGGGAGAGUGCCAUGAUUACUAUGUAUGCAAAAUGUGGCAGAUUAGAUUAUGCUCGUCAAGUAUUUGAUUCUAUUCAGAAACCUGAUAGCGUGACAUGGACUGCUAUAAUCGCGGGUUAUGCUUACCAUGGCAACGCUUCUGAAGCUCUACGCCUUUUCAAAAGUAUGCUUUCUUAUAAUGUGAUGCCAACUUCUAUAACGUUCAUUGCAGUUUUUACUGCUUAUAACUAUUGUGGGUUGGUCGAAGAAGCUAAAGCUUGUCUUGACUCCAUGAGUAGUUUUUAUGCCGUGGAACCAAGUAUUCAUCACUAUAACUGCAUGAUUGACAUAUAUGCGCGUGCUGGGCUAUUAAAUGAAGCGUUUGAAACGAUAAAAAACAUGCCAUUUGAACCCAAUACCAUGAGCUGGAAGUGUUUAUUAGGGGGUUGCUCGAUUCAUAAAAAUCUUGACAUGGGAAAAAUAGCAGCUGAAAACGUUCUACUACUUGAUCCACAUGACACAUCGGCUUAUGUUCUCAUGUUUAACUUAUAUGCUUCGUGUGGACAAUGGGAAGAAGCAAGUUUAGUUAGAAAAUCAAUGGCCCUUCUGAAGUUAAGAAAAGAUGUGAGUUGCAGUUGGAUAAGUGUCAAGGGUAAAGUGCAUCGGUUUGUAGUCGGGGAUAGACAUCAUCCACAGGUGCAUGAAAUUUACUCAAAGUUAAAGGAGUUUGACUACUUAAAGAAUGAUACUAAGGAAGUGACGUUAAGUGAGGAUGACGUUUUGUUGGAACGUAAAGAACAACUUCUUGACCAUAGUGAGCGACUUGCCAUUGCGUAUGGUCUUAUUUCAAAGGGUAAAGGAUCUCCUAUAACGAUCUUCAAAAAUCUGCGUGCUUGCAAAGAUUGCCAUGAAUUUGCAAAACAUGUAUCAAUGGUUACUGGACGUGAAAUUGUUAUUAGAGAUGCUAACAGGUUUCAUCACUUCAAAUCAGGUACAUGUUCUUGUGGCGAUUAUUGGUAAGGUGAACUACUAGUCAUUCAUAGCUCAAAUACAAGUACAGAAAAAAAGGAAAUAAAGUGAUUAUAGGUUAUGUUUUUGCUAAUUUACUGUUGAUAGUGAAUUUGAUACCGAAAUCAUAGAUUGAUGUACCUUUUGUAUUAAUAAUACAUUCUCCUGUUGUCAAAGAAAA
Erigeron canadensis is the source of this 2505-nucleotide messenger RNA. Its product is annotated as pentatricopeptide repeat-containing protein At5g13270, chloroplastic. The record is from RefSeq and is a predicted model, not a curated record. Bases 81 to 2336 code for a protein of 751 amino acids. The transcript has a single exon. NCBI's taxonomy places the organism in Eukaryota, Viridiplantae, Streptophyta, Magnoliopsida, Asterales, Asteraceae. Gene Ontology annotation, biological process: RNA modification. Gene Ontology annotation, molecular function: zinc ion binding; protein binding; RNA binding.